ACGUUGUCUUGUCCCUCGUUUCUGACCACCUCUCCCAGUUCAGAUGCCAAAACGACCGUCGCCUAGAUCACAGUGAAGCUUCCGUGGCCGACGAGCCUCGCAGCACCAGCCACUUGGAGCUCGUGAGGGAUUCUUCCUUUGUUUCUCGAUGAGAUCCACAACUCAUGGCGGCCAAGAAAAAGAUCACCAGGAGACCCAAGAUCAAGCCUGACAACGGCAUGGUCUACCCCAUGUCUCAUUCGCGGCGUCCUGAUUCCAGAUACAGGAGGGUCGCCUUGGUGCUUCCGGUGUUUCUGCUUUUGUUCGUCGUCGGUUUCGCAAGCAUUUACUCGAACAGGUGGGGAAUUUUCACGAACGGCGAUGUGUCACCGACCGUAUAUUCGAUCGAAGUAGUGCGCGAGUUUCCUCACGAUCCCCAAGCCUUCACUCAGGGGCUUCUUUAUGCGGAAAAUGAUACUUUGUAUGAGUCGACUGGUAUUAUUGGGCAGUCAUCAGUUCGAAAGGUGGCUCUCCAAAGUGGGAUGGUUGAGGCACUACAAAUGAUGGGUGGAUCUUACUUUGGGGAAGGUUUGACUCUUCUUGAUGAAAGGCUGUUUCAAGUAACUUGGUUGGAGAAAACUGGUUUCAUAUAUGACAGAAAUAAUUUAAGCAAAUUUGAAAAAUUCACUCAUGAGAUGCAAGAUGGUUGGGGACUAGCAACUGAUGGAAAAAUAUUAUUUGGAAGUGAUGGAACUUCAACAUUGUAUCAGAUUGAUCCUCAUAAUUUCAGAGUCAUGGGUAAACAGGUUGUCAGAUACAGGACUCAUGAAGUUCACAACCUAAAUGAGCUGGAGUAUAUUGACGGGGAAGUUUGGGCAAACAUAUGGCAGAGUGACUGCAUUGCAAGAAUCUCUUAUAAAGAUGGCAAAGUAAUAGGCUGGAUACUUCUUCAAAAUUUGAGGGAAGGAUUGAUAACAGCUGGAUAUAAUGGAAUUGAUGUUUUAAACGGCAUAGCAUGGGAUAGCAAAGAGAAGCGCCUUUUUGUAACUGGAAAAUGGUGGCCGAAGCUCUAUGAGAUCCGGUUGCAUCCUGUUAAAAGGCAGUUUGAUGAUGGAGUCAUCGAGCGAAUGUGCCUGCGGAUGCCUUUCAAUUUCGGAAAGCCAUAGUCUGACAGAGGAGUCAUUCACUACACAGUUAUGGUUAGUUGUGCUGCAAACAAGUUGGCAAAAUUCGGGGU
Rhodamnia argentea is the source of this 1216-nucleotide messenger RNA. RefSeq names its product glutaminyl-peptide cyclotransferase. The coding region runs from base 165 to 1145 and encodes 326 amino acids. NCBI's taxonomy places the organism in Eukaryota, Viridiplantae, Streptophyta, Magnoliopsida, Myrtales, Myrtaceae. The record is from RefSeq and is a predicted model, not a curated record. The transcript has 11 exons. Gene Ontology annotation, molecular function: glutaminyl-peptide cyclotransferase activity.